This is a messenger RNA of Serinus canaria (Common canary), 3648 nucleotides long. It is a transcript of the gene EXO1, whose product is annotated as exonuclease 1. NCBI's taxonomy places the organism in Eukaryota, Metazoa, Chordata, Aves, Passeriformes, Fringillidae. Gene Ontology annotation, molecular function: 5'-3' DNA exonuclease activity; metal ion binding; DNA binding. The transcript has 13 exons. Gene Ontology annotation, biological process: mismatch repair; DNA recombination. The coding region runs from base 148 to 2565 and encodes 805 amino acids. Gene Ontology annotation, cellular component: nucleus. The record is from RefSeq and is a predicted model, not a curated record.
CAGGAGCUGCUCGUGGCCCUGGCGCGGCCCAGCGCCCCGCCUGUGAGCUGAGCUGGCGGCCCUCGAGCCGAGAUCGAGAGUGACCAUCGAGAGCAAAGAGCGCUCGGCUUUGUGUUCGCUUUCUUUGUUUUCCCGCUCUGCGGCAUCAUGGGGAUCCAGGGCCUGCUCCAGUUCAUCAAGGAGGCUGCCGAGCCUUCCCACGUGAAGAAAUACAAAGGAAUGACCGUAGCUGUGGACACCUACUGCUGGCUGCACAAGGGCGCCUAUGCUUGUGCUGAGAAGCUGGCUCGGGGAGAGCCCACGGAUUUUUAUGUAGCUUUCUGUAUGAAACUUGUUCAUAUGCUCCUCUCCUUUGGAAUUAAACCAAUUUUGGUAUUUGAUGGAUGUACCCUACCCUCUAAGAAGGAAGUGGAAAAGGCACGACGAGAGAGGCGUCAAGCCAGUCUUCUGAAGGGGAAACAGUUGUUGCAGGAAGGGAGACUGUCAGAGGCUAGAGAAUGUUUUGGGCGAAGUGUAAAUAUUACCCAUGCUAUGGCUCAUGAAGUUAUUAAAGCUGCACGAGCCCAGGGAGUUGAUUGUAUUGUUGCUCCUUAUGAAGCUGAUGCUCAGCUGGCUUAUCUUAAUAAGAUUGGCAUGGUUCAAGCUAUAAUUACAGAAGACUCUGAUCUUUUAGCUUUUGGAUGUAAAAAGGUGUUUCUGAAAAUUGACAAGUUUGGAAAUGGACUAGAGAUAGAUCAAACCCGACUAGGAAACUGCAAGCAGCUUGGAAAUGUAUUUACAGAAGAGAAAUUCCGCUACAUGUGUAUUCUUUCUGGUUGUGACUACCUCCCUUCAAUUCAUGGAAUUGGGUUAGCUAAAGCAUGCAAGUUACUAAAAUUAGCCAACAAUCCAGAUAUUAUAAAGGUAAUUAAGAAAAUGGGGCAGUAUUUGAAGAUGAAUAUAACGGUACCAGAAGAAUACAUACAAGGUUUUACACGAGCUAAUAAUACAUUCCUGUAUCAGUUAGUAUUUGAUCCUGUCAACAGAAAAUUAGUUCCUCUGAAUGCAUAUGAAGAUGAUGUUGAUCCAGAAACAUUAACUUAUGCAGGACGGCAUGUUGGUGAUGAUACUGCUUUUCAAAUUGCUAUUGGCAAUGUUGAUAUCAAUACAAUGGAACAAAUUGAUAGUUAUAACCCUGACACGGCACAGCCUGUGCAGCAGAGAAGUUGUGGCUGGAAUGACCAACAUGGUAAUCAUGUCAAUAGCAUUUGGAGCAGAGAAUACAAAUUUGGCUCUGCUGAAGAUCCUGCUCCUCCUAAAAUACACUUCCCAGAGAAACCAUUAACCAAAGGCAUGGAGAAAAUAAUUAGUGUUAAAGGACUAAAGCUUGCAGGCAAAGAGCUCUUGUCAAAAAGGCCAAGGAGUGAUUCAGAAGAAGUCUCAGAUGGAGAUCUGUUAAAGCAAUAUUCAUUUUCAAAAACAAAAAGAGUCAAGAAGGAGAAUGAUAAUGAUGGUCAAGCACAAAAGAGUGUGUCAGCAAUACAAGCCCUUGAUUCUCCAGGAAUUUCCAUCACUCAAGAAAGCACUAACUCCAUACCCAGAGUUAGAAAUAAAUUUGCUUCAUUUUUACAAAGGAAAAACAAAGAGAAGGAUGCUGUAAUUGUUCCAGGAACAAGAAGCAGGUUUUUCUGCAAUGAUGCAGUAAUGUUUGACAGUAGAGCAAAGAAGGAAGGUGGUGAUCUAACUGAAGAUGCUGAGCAGGACUGCCAGAAACAGGAAGGAAAACAUGUAGCUGAAGAUGUUUCUAGUUUUUCAGAAACUGAAAAAUCAUCACGGACUGUCUUUACAUCUCUUGGAGAAAUGCAGAAAAGUUGUUCUCAGUGGUACAGCAGCCUCAAAAGUAACUCAGGAAAUCUUGGUCUACCUCACACUGUAUUUUCACAGCAGUUUCACCAACGGAGAAACAACUGCAUUGUAUCCCAGGAAGAUCAGAUUAAUGCGGCAGUGUGUAAUGAAUCGGAGGAAGAGUCCUCCCCGUUAAUAGAACUGGAACAAUCAUCACAGUCUCAUGGGUCUUGUGAGCCAUCAGAAUGCAGCUUGGAGUCUUCAGAAAUCCUGCAAGUGUCCAACAACAGCUUAGGUGCAAAGGAAUCUGAUUCUAGUUCAAAACUGAAUGAUGAUCAAUGUUCUCUGUCUGAGCUAUUUUCUGCUGUUCAAACUAAUAAAAAAAAUACAAUCAUAAAGACCAAGGUUCCUGGAUUACGUAAAUCCAAUAAUAUAAGGUCACAUAUGGUAACAAAGCUCAAACCACUGAUACCAGCUAAAGUAAGUGGACUAAGCAGGAAACUGUCACCUGUGCAGAAGAGAAAGGACUGUGAUACUGAAAAUAAGCUGGGGCUGCAAUCUACUAUAGGGGAACUCUGGAAAAGCUUCCAAUUUAAAAGAGAAUAUGAAAAACUUCCUUCUUGUAGAAAGUCAGAUCCUUUGUCUCCAAUCAAAGAUAAUAUACAGCUCACUCCAGAAACAGAAGGAGAAAUAUUUAAUCAUCUGGAACACAGUCAUGUUCAAAGAGCUAUAUUCCAGUGAACUGCAUGCUGUUCAUGAUGGGAUGGAUUUUUAAUCAUUGUCAAAAUUUACCUUUUGGAUAUUUCAUCAGUAUAUAAAAGAUGCUUUGAAAACCAGCAAUGUACUUUAGUCUGACUAGUGAUUUAUCAUCUCUUUUAUAAAAGCAUGAAUUCAAAGGUACAGUUCUAUACUGACUGGAAUAAAAUAAUUCAGAUUUCUCUAAUCUCUUAUUCAAAGUCCCCAUGCUAAAUUUUUCUCCAAACACUUUUAGUUGCCCCUGGGCAUUUGUAUGUCUCACAUACAAUCCAAGUUUCUAUAAGAGCAGCAGAACAAGUUUGUGUCUUAAUUUGUAAUAAUUGAUAUUUUUUGCCUCUUUCUUUUUUCCUCUUGAGGCUAAUCUGGCUUCAAUACAGGUUUAAAACUGCUGUUAAGUGUGCACAGCAGUCUGCAGUAUACUUCCAGCAGUCUGAUAACUAUUUCUUUUCCCUAUAAGGUAAGAUUUGCUCUCUUUAAUGUUGGCUUUCUGUUUGGUUCAGUCGUGUUGGUGGUAGGAAUAACUGGGGAAAGGAAAUGCAGAAAGGAAUAUCACAAAGAUCUGGUCCCCAAAUUGUCACAUUAAUAGAAUGUGCAAUCCAAAAAAAUAUAAUGUAUUCUUUGCAAUAUAUAUAUGUAUUCUUUGCAAUCCAAAAAAAUAUAAUGUAUUCUUCUGUUUAACAUGUCUGUUUCACAUUUAGAUUCUUCUCCAACAACAGACACCCAAAAUGCCAGUCCUCAGAGGUAGGGUUACAAAAUAGCAUUGUCAUCACAACAGUUCCUUCAGUGUUCAACUAAAGGAAAAGAACGCAGGAGACUAGAGCCUUUGCUGUGUUUGACUCCAUUGCCAUGAAAUAGUAUAAAGAGAUUUCAGAUUUUUACCCUGCAAAUCAGGAUCUGAGUCACUGUUAAAGGUAUGCUUGAAACUUUCCUGUUUUUAGGAGCGGAUAGUAUUUCUGCAGCAGGUAAAGGUACAAAAAGAUAUCUUAACCUGUGAAAUACAUAGUUUCCAUUCCUGAGAUUUAAGCUUUCCCUCAGCCUUUGAGUUUUUUGUGAAUUUCAAGUUUGAAA